AACACGUGCUAAUGCUUCUCCUCCUCCUCCACAUCGCCGGGUUUUCCUCCUCUUCCUCCCCUGUGAAAACUGCAUUUAUAUCAAUUCUCCAGAUCCCCCAAACCCUAAAUUCUCUCUCUCUCCAAAUUUUCUCCGGGAAAUUUCUCAUUAGGUGAGGUUCAUAAUCGUCUUUUCUAAGAUCUCUCUUUCCGAUUUUACGAUUCGUCUCAUGGUGCGAUUUCUCCAGCAGUAAUUAAUGGCGAGAACCAAGCAUUUCGCUACCAGGACAGGAUCUGGGAAUCGAACUGCGGCAGGUCCGACGAAGACCCCGACAACAAGAGGCACUGAAGGUGGAGAUAAUACUCAACAAACAACUUCACCAGCUACUGGUGGAAGGAGAGGGCCUAGGAGAGCCAGACAGGCUAUGCCACGAGGUUCACAGAAGAAGCCUUACCGAUACAAGCCAGGAACAGUUGCUCUGAGAGAGAUUCGACAUUUCCAGAAGCAGACAAACCUUCUUAUUCCAGCUGCUAGCUUCAUAAGACAAGUGAGAAGUAUAACUCAUGCGUUGGCCCCUCCCCAAAUCAAUCGUUGGACAGCUGAAGCUCUUGUGGCUCUUCAAGAGGCGGCAGAAGAUUACUUGGUUGGUUUGUUCUCCGAUUCAAUGCUCUGUGCUAUCCAUGCAAGACGUGUUACGCUAAUGAGAAAAGACUUUGAGCUUGCACGCCGGCUUGGAGGAAAAGGCAGACCAUGGUGAUAGAAACUCACUCCCUAUUCACAUCUCUUACAUUGUAAGUGAGGAUCGAAUAGUUAACAACAAGUGUGUCGUAGGUUGUAUAAGUUUUAUUUAUUCUAUCCUCAUGACUUGUUGAUGCUUGUCCUUUUUUCUUUAACUUCAUGAUCUGACCAAAAGCUUCUUUUAAAACAUAACUGGAAAGCGGAAUUUGGUUGAUUACAGUAUCUAGGUUGGAAAAUUUCGUUCUCAAUGUGUGUUUCUUAUCUGCUUUUCGUUG
Messenger RNA from Arabidopsis lyrata subsp. lyrata, 992 nucleotides. Its product is annotated as histone H3-like centromeric protein HTR12. The transcript is spliced from 9 exons. Gene Ontology annotation, cellular component: nucleosome. Gene Ontology annotation, molecular function: protein heterodimerization activity; structural constituent of chromatin; DNA binding. The record is from RefSeq and is a predicted model, not a curated record. Lineage: Eukaryota; Viridiplantae; Streptophyta; Magnoliopsida; Brassicales; Brassicaceae. Bases 236 to 736 code for a protein of 166 amino acids.